Dromiciops gliroides (monito del monte) is the source of this 1334-nucleotide messenger RNA. RefSeq names its product P2Y receptor family member 8 (gene P2RY8). Gene Ontology annotation, cellular component: membrane. Lineage: Eukaryota; Metazoa; Chordata; Mammalia; Microbiotheria; Microbiotheriidae. The transcript is spliced from 2 exons. Gene Ontology annotation, molecular function: G protein-coupled purinergic nucleotide receptor activity. Gene Ontology annotation, biological process: phospholipase C-activating G protein-coupled receptor signaling pathway; positive regulation of Rho protein signal transduction. The record is from RefSeq and is a predicted model, not a curated record. Bases 153 to 1229 code for a protein of 358 amino acids.
GGAAGGGCCCAGACCAGCCCCAGGAAUCAUUCAUUCCCCUCCAGGCUUUGCUUGUCACUUUCCUAUUUUGAACAUCAGGCCCUUGAAGACUUUCAACUGAACACUCAGGAUAUGGUCCCUCUGGUGUUGAGAGACCAACAAUCUUGUGAAUUAUGAAUAGCAACGUAUCCCAGCUGGAUAAUGAAACAAUACUGAUGCUUGAGAACCCAAUCAUUGCUGUGGCCCUCCCAAUCGUGUACUCGCUGGUAGCCUUAAUCAGCAUCCCUGGGAAUCUCUUUUCCCUCUGGGUGCUGUCCUGCCACACCAAACCCAAAUCACCUUCGGUCAUCUUUAUGAUCAACCUUUGCAUUACCGACCUCAUGCUGGCUGUAGCCCUCCCUUUUCAGAUCUUCUAUCACCUGAACAGUAACAACUGGCCCUUUGGGAAGUUCCUCUGUAACCUGGUGACAGUUGUCUUCUAUACCAACAUGUACUCCUCCAUACUGACCAUGACCUGCAUCAGUGUAGAGCGGUUCCUGGGGGUUGUGUACCCCUUGACUUCUACCAGGUGGAGAAGGAAGAGAUAUGCGGUGUUGGCUUGUGUAGGCAUAUGGUUCCUUUUGCUACUCGCCCUGUCUCCAAUGGCUAUCACAGACCUGACCUAUGAAGUGAAAGCCCUGGGGAUCAUCACCUGCUUCGACGUCCUCAAGUGGAAUAUGCUGCCUAGCCUUGCGGUCUGGGCCAUCUUCCUCUUCACACUGUUCAUUUUUCUCUUCCUUAUUCCCUUCAUCGUAACUGUAGCCUGCUACAUCGCCACCAUCCUGAAGCUGAUCCGGACUUCUGGAAGGUAUGGGAAUGGGCAGAAGAGUCGAUCCAUCUGUCUCGCUGGCAUUGUCCUCCUUGCCUUUGUCACCUGUUUUGCUCCUAACAACUUCAUACUCUUAGUGCACAUGGUCAGCCGCUUGUAUUUCAACAAGAGCUACUACCACAUCUAUAAACUCACCCUCUGUCUCAGCUGUCUCAACAACUGCUUGGACCCCUUCAUUUACUACUUUGCCUCCAAAGAGUUUCAUCAGAAAUUAAGGAAGUUCCUAGGAAAAAAUUCACUCUUCAGCGAUAGCUCAGAGGCCAGAAGGGAAAGUCUGUUCUCUGCCCGGACACUGUCAGGCAGAUCAAUGUCAAGCGGACAGGGGGAAGGGUCAUCUGCAGGCAGCCGGGCCUGUUUGAAAAGGCAGGAAAGCUUGUUUUAAGGGAGCCAUGUGAGCCAAAAAGGCAACGCUGGUGCCCAUGAGAGGUGAGUGCAAAGGAAUUAAGGUCAAAAACUCAUCUUUUUCAGGUCUGAAAAAGGUUUGAGG